Molecule: messenger RNA, 5755 nt
Organism: Arvicanthis niloticus (Nile rat)
Lineage: Eukaryota; Metazoa; Chordata; Mammalia; Rodentia; Muridae
Gene: Dnajc16
Product: DnaJ heat shock protein family (Hsp40) member C16
Source: RefSeq, a predicted model, not a curated record
CCAGGUGCUCUGGUGUGGACUGGAAGCGCCGGCCCCGGCGGAUUCACUGGAGCACGGACGCUGCGGCCGGUUGGGCCGGUGCCCUUUCCCGCUCUGGGAAGGAAGAGAGAUGGAAUUGAAAAGGUUGGGCGUUUCCUGGCAAUUCUUGGUAGUUCUGGUUCUGAUCCUGCAAAGCCUGUCUGCGUUGGAUUUUGACCCAUACAGAGUCCUAGGGGUCAGUCGCACAGCCAGCCAGGCUGACAUUAAAAAGGCAUACAAGAAGCUCGCUCGGGAAUGGCAUCCUGACAAAAACAAAGACCCUGGAGCAGAGGACAGGUUCAUUCAGAUCAGCAAGGCUUACGAGAUUCUGUCCAAUGAGGAAAAGAGGACAAACUACGACCACUAUGGUGAUGCCGGCGAGAACCAAGGCUAUCAGAAGCAGCAGCGCGAGUAUCGCUUCCGCCAUUUCCAUGAGAACUUCUAUUUUGAUGAGUCCUUUUUUCACUUCCCCUUCAACUCGGAGCGGCGGGACUCAAUCGAUGAGAAGUACUUGUUGCACUUUUCACACUACGUGAAUGAAGUGGUUCCCGAUAGCUUCAAAAAGCCCUACCUCAUUAAGAUCACGUCCGAUUGGUGCUUUAGCUGUAUCCAUAUUGAGCCUGUCUGGAAAGAAGUGGUCCAGGAACUGGAAGGACUGGGAGUGGGGAUUGGUGUUGUCCAUGCUGGGUACGAAAGACGCCUGGCUCAUCACCUGGGAGCACACAGCACCCCCUCCAUCCUAGGGAUCAUCAACGGGAAAAUCUCCUUCUUCCACAACGCAGUGGUCCAUGAGAACCUACGGCAGUUUGUAGAGAGUCUUCUUCCAGGAAACUUAGUGGAGAAGGUCACAAAUAAAAAUUAUGUGCGGUUCCUCUCUGGCUGGCAGCAGGAGAAUAAGCCACACGCCCUCCUGUUUGGCCAGACGCCGGCAGCGCCACUGCUGUACAAGUUGACAGCUUUUGCAUACAAAGAUUAUGUGUCAUUUGGAUAUGUGUACGUCGGCUUGAGAGGAAUGGAAGAGGUGACCAGGCAGUACAACAUCAACAUCUAUGCCCCCACCAUGCUGAUCUUCAAAGAGCACAUCAACAAGCCUGCUGACAUGAUCCAGGCUCGGGGGCUGAGGAAGCAGGUCAUGGAGGACUUCAUUGCCCAGAACAAGUACCUGCUGGCAUCGCGGCUCACCAGCCAGAGGCUGUUCCAUGAGCUCUGCCCCGUGAAGCGGUCUCACCGGCAGAGGAAAUACUGCGUGGUUUUACUGACAGCUGAAGCUAACAAACUAAGCAAGCCCUUUGAAGCCUUCCUGUCCUUUGCACUAGCAAACACUCAAGACACAGUGCGGUUUGUGCAUGUCUAUAGCAGCCGGCAGCAGGAAUUUGCCAGCACCUUGCUACCGGACAUAGAAGCGUUCCAAGGGAAGUCAGGGGUGUCCAUCUUGGAAAGGCGAAACACAGCAGGGAGGGUGGUGUUUAAAACCCUGGAAGAUCCCUGGACCGGCAGUGAGAGCGAUAAGUUCAUUCUUUUGGGUUAUCUGGACCAGCUGCGAAAAGAUCCAGCAUUUCUGUCCUCAGAAGCUGUGCUCCCUGACCUGACUGAUGAACUGGCUCCUGUAUUUUUCCUCCGGUGGCUCUACUCUAUUUCUGACUACCUCUCAGACUUCUGGGAGACCCUGCUUCACAGUAACUGGCGGGAGAUGAUGCCAUUGCUGUCCCUCAUCUUCUCAGCCCUCUUCAUCCUCUUCGGCACUGUCAUUGUCCAGGCCUUCAGUGACUCAAAUGAGGAGCGAGAGUCACACCCUCCGGACAAAGAGGAAGUUCCUGAGAAGGCUGGGAAGACUGAGCCGAGCUUCACCAAAGAGAACACCAGCAAGAUUCCUAAGAAAGGCUUUGUGGAGGUAACUGAACUCACAGACGUGACGUACACCAGCAAUUUGGUGCGCCUGAGGCCCGGCCACAUGAAUGUGGUCCUCAUCCUGUCCAACUCCACCAAGACAAGCCUGCUGCAGAAGUUUGCUUUGGAAGUCUACACCUUCACUGGGAGCAGCAGCCUCCACUUCUCCUUCCUCACUCUGGACAAACACCGGGAGUGGCUGGAGUACUUGCUAGAGUUUGCUCAGGAUGCGGCCCCAAUCCCAAACCAGUAUGACAAGCACUUUAUGGAACGAGACUACACUGGCUACGUGCUGGCCCUGAAUGGCCACAAGAAGUAUUUCUGCCUUUUCAAGCCACUAAAGACAGUGGAUGAGGAGACCGUGGGCUCCUGUGACCCUGACUCCUCCCGAGGGAAGCCUCCCUGUGGCCUUGGGCCCAAGCCCCUGAAAGGCAAGCUGAGCAAGUUGUCCUUAUGGAUGGAGCGCCUGCUGGAAGGCUCCUUGCAGAGGUUCUACAUCCCGUCAUGGCCCGAGCUAGACUGAGCCAAGGACUUCAGAUUGUAACGUGCCCCAGGAACAGGGACUUUCAAGAGAGUCUCGAGUGUAGAUUUCUCUUCUAGAGCAAUGGCUAGAAGACCUUCCCUUUGUCACCUAGGAGUAAAAUGCACCGCAGGUUUGAUCCCUAGAUGGAAACCUUCCUCUUUGGGUUUCCUUACCCCUGAAUGAACGCUGCACUACUUAAAUGGACUGGCCAGCCCCCCUUCUUUGCUAUCCCCAUAACAUGCUCACACCCCCUGUCCUUACAUUGGAGAAAUCCAGGGCUUGACCCUGAGCCGUGCCUGGAUGAACCUCAGGAUCUUCAUGAGCCUGUCAUAUGGGGUGGGUCACUCACCUCUCCCCCACCCCUUGCAGCAGGCUCCUGCUGGCCCCUGCUUAGCCUCUGCCAAGGUGCGUGCUCUCAACACGGGACAGCCAUCCUCGAAAGAGGCCCAGUUGUAAGCCCUUUACCAUGUGACUGUGCUUUUGGGAGCAAGCUUUGAGAAAUAUAUUUUGGGGGUAUCCCCCACAACAGUUGGCCAACCAUGGUUUUGAGAAGAAAGGGGUACGCAGGGGGUGAGUGUGCAGCAUUCACAUUUGGUCUCCCCACCGAGAGGAGGGGAGGAUGAGCACUGGCUGGAGGUGCACAGACCUGUUGAUUCUGCGUGAGCUUCCCUUGUCCCUUCCUGUCCCUCACCGCACUCCUGUCAGCACACCACAGCCAGGGCCUUGCCAGCCCUGGACCUGAGCUGCUGACCUGCCUCCAGAUGCCUUUUUGCCUCUGGAUUUUAGAGUUUGAUACUAGGAGCCAUAUCCUGUGAUCUUGUUCUCUGAGCGUACAUAGGCUGCUAUAGAGCCGGUAGAUUUAAGAUGGCAGCACUUAUUCCUAGCCACCAAGAGCUAGGUGCAGGAACCCUUCCUGCCUUGCUCUCCAGUAAAACACCAGGCCUGUCUUCAUACCAAGGAACCUGGCCUCUCUAACAAUUGCAUUUUGAACAUUGUUGUCCCCAAAGAGCUGAAUCUUCAAGUCGUCUCUUGUGACUGUGAGCGGAGACUUGUCCGGACUCCUGUCCAGUAGGCAGCUAGCUUCUUACUUCUGGCGUCUCUGCUUUAUGGUUUCCUCCUUCCCUUCUUGCUGCUUCCUGCUGCCAGAUCAGACCCAUCAGCUCCAGCUUGCCUGGCUCCACAUACCUUGGGCUCAGGGCCGGAUCAUGCUCGCCCGCUCAAGGGUGUACCCUUUGUUUUUAGAGCCAAACCAUGAGGGGAGUUUGGACAACUGUCACACAUGGUGUGUUCUACUGUCAAGCAAGUGCCCUUUUGUAAAGUGAAGGGCACAAAUCAGGGACCGGACAUUCACUCAGUGAGUAUUCUCCAGUUGUAAUUGCUUUGAACCAAGCACCUCGGAUCCUGACUACUUCAAACACUGAGCUCCAGUGGUAAGUGAUAAAUUAUUUGAACCCAGGAACUCUGUAGUUUUCAAAGAGUCUUUAGCUUUAUUAAAAAAAAUAAAGAAAACACUGCCAGGCUUCGUUCUUCCAUCGAACCCUCUAGAAGUACAUGCCGAUUCGUGAAGCUGCCUCUCAGCGCCUGGCCCAGCUAGAAAGGGGGAAGGUGGUCUUGGGUCCUCAGUGCCCAGUCCUCCAGUGUGUUUCUGGAGGCUGAGGGUGAGCUGGGGUAGAACACUUGCCUGGCAAGAGAACAGCCCAAGUUCCACCCCCAGUAUCACACACAGAGACGGUGGUUUCUUUCUCUAUUUUUAUGGCUGGGCUCCUCUUAGGAGUUUGUUUUAACUCAUUGAUAGAUUUUUGUCUUUACUUUUCUGAAGCUGGUAAAAUUUCUUGACAUGUAAUUUCUGAAAACCAAAAACUCCCCAGAUGUUUGUUCUUUUCUCAAAACUGUACCAAGAAGAUAAAAUGUUUUUCUAUUCGAGGAGGCAGAGAAGAGUGGGGACAGGAUUGACAUAAUCCCUGCAGACCCGAUGGGGAUGGGUAUCUACCAGGGACACUGUGGAGCGUUGAUUUGAUUGCUUGCUUUAAAACAAGAGUCUGACUAUGUAGCCCAGGCUGACCUCCAACUCAAGGCCCUCCUGCCUCAGCCUCCCAAGUACUGGGAUUACAGGUAUGCACCACAAGUCUACCUUUGACAGAUACAAGCCUUUCUUCCUGAAUGUUGUUUCUAUGAAUUGUUUAUUUUUGUGUCAAAUGUGAGCUGUAUUUAUGCUCAGCCAAAUGCCAAGGUCUCUCGUCCUACUGAAUGUCAUCUCACAGGAACCCAGGCAGCCUGUGAGGCUUGCUCAUAGCUGGGGUGAAAGUCCAGUCAGUCUGUGGGAUGCCCUCCCCUGCUACUUGGGGAUCUCCUGUGGUUGGCCUAACCCAAGUUGAUAGGCUGCCCGAGACAUUGCAGGAGGCUGCUAUCCAUCCCUGGCGUCUGCCAACACCCAGAACAGUCUGGUUGUUUUCAGAAGGGUCAGUCUACUCAUUUGCAGCCACCAUCUAUGUGUUUGCUAAGAAAAUAGACCUGAGCCAUCUGCUUUACUUGGGCUAGGGAUUGGAAGCAAGCACCCAGCCUCUCUGGUUUGGUCUGGUCUGGUUUGGUCUGGUUUGGUUUGGUUUGGUUUGGUUUGGUUUGGUUUGGUUUGGUUUGGUUUUUCAAAGUAGAAGUCCAUCUGGGGCUGAAGCUCAGUCUGUGGUAAAGCACUGGCCUAGGGAGUAUGUGAGCCUCUUGGUUUGAUCCCCAGUGAUGGGGGGGGGGGGGGGGAUUAGGUACAAUCCCUUAAAUGUUGCAAGGAGCCAGAUGUGGUGGCACAUGCCUGUAAUCCCAGCACUUGGGAAGCAGAGGCAGGAAAAUCAGGACUUCAGGGUCAUCCUUAGCAUGAACAGGUAAAACCAGCUUGGACUAUGAGACUGUGUCUCAAAAACGAAUGAUGCCAGGUUGGGAUGUUAGAAUACUUGUAUAGCACAUACGAGGCACUGUGGUCUUUAAUCCUAGCACCGUAAAACAAGUAAACAGGUAAAUCAUUGAGUAAGAAAAAGAUGCAGAUGAAAUACUGUCUGUGUCCAUGUGCCCUUGAAAAUGAUGGCAAGAUGGAAUCUGCUGUCAGUUGUUAGAAAGGACAGCUGUAUCUAGAGGCAGAUCUGAGAGGAAGGUGGAUAUUUUGCACUUUUGAUACUACUAAGAACAAAUAAUUUAUUUGGCAAAUUGUGUCUUUUAUGUUUUAUGUUUUUCCUCUUGAGUUUUGUUUGAUUUUGUUAUUGUAUUGUGAACAAGCACUAAAGCUAAUGUUAUUUUAAGAAUAUUACAGACUGGAAACAAAUAAACUAUUUUAAUGUGUGA